AUGAAAGAACGUAGACCUCUGCUCCGUGCGGCCAUCGUGACCAAGGCAGACUCCUCCGAGUGGAUCGUUCAACUCGGUCUGAGCUCUCUGGUAGAGAAUCAGUACCUCGGAGCUAAGCAGCUUCCUGUGCCCUCGCCCAGCGACGACACCAUCCUCUACAUCCCCGGCCCCAAGCUCAUCGAACGUAUACGUCAGGCAGAAUCCUCUCUCUCCAACCACGAGAAGGCCCUUCUCAUCAUCCAGCGUCGGACCGAAUGGUUUCGUCGUGAGAGGGAUCGCGUCGUGUUGGCCAGGUGGGAGGCGAGCCAGAACGGGAGCUCGACCACCCCGCACAUAGACGAAGCUUCCAACCGCAACGAUAAGCCCUCGGCUGCUCCACCGUACGUCGACCAACACCUUCUUGAGAAGCGAUAUGCUACGCCCGCUAAAGAGGAUGGUGUGAUGGUGCUGCGCGCGUACAGGAUGAAGCGGGCGAGAACGGAGGUGGAUGCGGUGCAUAGGAAGGAGCUGGCGGCUCUGCAGCAGCAGAAGAUCCGCGCCCUCCACGCCUACAACGAAGCCAAGGACCGAGCCCACCAGGCGCUGGGCGCUCUGGCCGAGGGCGCCAACUGCACCGUCAAGGAUCUCUAUCGCGAGUUCGGCAUCAACGAACGAGACCCCACCCUCUUCCUAUGA
Acanthamoeba castellanii str. Neff is the source of this 675-nucleotide messenger RNA. RefSeq lists its product as uncharacterized. The coding region runs from base 1 to 675 and encodes 224 amino acids. The transcript has 3 exons. Lineage: Eukaryota; Discosea; Longamoebia; Acanthamoebidae. The record is from RefSeq and is a predicted model, not a curated record.